Messenger RNA from Mizuhopecten yessoensis (Yesso scallop), 3902 nucleotides. RefSeq names its product patj homolog. Gene Ontology annotation, molecular function: protein binding. The transcript is spliced from 16 exons. The record is from RefSeq and is a predicted model, not a curated record. NCBI's taxonomy places the organism in Eukaryota, Metazoa, Mollusca, Bivalvia, Pectinida, Pectinidae. Bases 525 to 3887 code for a protein of 1120 amino acids.
AAGUAAUUUCUAAAAAAUUCUACGUCAUGAAUACGAACCAAAAAAAUCUGUUGUGGUAUUAUCUAGUUUGAUGUUUGCAUGCCAUUGCUAAUAUUGGCCCUUUUUAUGUUUCUUAAACUUAUCAUCAUAUGAAACUCUGUCAGUCACAAUUGAAACAAAGGUAGCAUCACGUCGGUUAUGAUCAAGGUCUAUAGCUGUUGCUACAUCAAAAACACGGGCAUAAGGGCGGAGACAUGAUAGAGCACAACGUCAACACAGAAAAUCUAUGUAAACUUCCAGUGGAGAAAACGACUGGCAUAGAAGCAGUGGAUGAAGUGGCACUGGAUGUAAGGUGGCAAGGAGAAUUAACAUUAUGUUGUCGUGGCGAUAAUUUCAUAAUGGCUAUGGGUGAGGGGAACUAUGGUGACAUAAACCUGGAAAAUUUUGUAGCGUGUUGUCUCCUUGUGUGGUUGGGAACUGUGUUGGAGAAGAACACUGUGGUUAUACUGGGUGCUGUGGAGUCAGACCCUGUGAUGGCGUAUUAGAUGGAUGCUCACCUGGGCCAGUCGUUCCAGGACGCGAUUUGUGGGGCGCUGGUAGCCACCAUGUGUUACCUCAACACUAAACGGCCGCACUUGCUCUCGGAUCACCACUUACCCAUUACACAAGCACAGCCGUUGAAUACAGAAUGGACCCAAAUUGAAGUAAUUGACCUAAUAAAUGAUGGAACAGGACUGGGUUUUGGCAUCAUCGGUGGUCGUAGUACAGGAGUGGUGGUUAAAACCAUUUUACCAGGUGGAGUGGCUGACUUGAAUGGACGACUUCACAGCGGGGACCAUGUGCUGCAGAUAGGUGAUGUCAACGUGAGAGGUAUGGGUUCUGAGCAAGUCGCCGCAGUCCUUCGUCAGUCGGGCACUCACGUGCGACUGAUUGUGGCCCGGCCUGUGAUGGAGCCAUCCCCUAUCCCCGUGCCUCAUGCCCCAAUCGUACCCACACAUCAGCUGGAGAGCCACAUUCAGCAGAUCAACAGAUUCCUGGAGGGCACAGACAUCCAGGCUAUGUCUGAGGAUAACCUCCAACAGCAACAACAGCAACAACAACAACAGCAGCAGCAGCAGCAGCAGCAGCAGAUGCAGCAACAACAGAGCAUGGACGGACUUGUGCAAGUCCAUAUACCACCAGAGUUCCCCGAGGUUGAGUACUUUGACGUGGACCUAAUGAAAGAUGACCAGGGCUUGGGCAUUACUAUAGCUGGCUACGUAGGCCGGGAGAACUCCCCUGAUGAACUCUGUGGAAUAUUUGUGAAAAGCAUUGGUGAGGGAAGUGCUGCUGCUCAGGAUGGCCGGAUACAGGUUAACGACCAAAUCAUACAGGUAGACAACCAGGUGUUGACAGGAUUUUCUAACCAUGAGGCUGUAGAGGUUCUCCGUAAGACAGGACAGAUGGUACACCUAAAACUUGCACGGUACCAGCAUGGUCCGAAAUUUGAGAAACUUCAACAGUACCUGUCACAGCCAAUGGGGAUGCACACCAUUCCGCCUUACAACAUGGCCCCAGGCAUGGACAUGUCCACUAUGGUGCAGGAUCAGAACCACCAGAACCUCAGCCUGGAUGACAUCGGCUUUCUCACAGACGAGGACUACACUGGUGAGUUGCUUCCUGACACGGAGACUUCUAUCAGAGCAUGCUGGGAACCAAUCAUUGGCGAGGAGUUUGAAGUUGUGGUGGCCCAGUUGUCUAAGUUCAAGGAAGGGGGUGGGCUGGGAAUCAGCCUGGAGGGCACAGUGGAUGUGGAAAAUGGAAAAGAGGUUCGGCCACACCACUACAUACGUUCCAUUCUUCCUGAUGGACCUGUGGGUGUCAAUGCAAGACUCAUGAGUGGAGACGAACUUCUGGAGGUCAAUGGCAAGAGACUUCUAGGGCUAAACCACAAGGAGGUAGUAGGUAUCCUCAAGGAACUUCCUCAAAAUGUUCGUCUGGUGUGUGCACGCCGAAUACAAAAGCCUUCCAAUGAUAUCUAUGCACAGCAGGAGAACCAAUUCCACAGCUCACAGCUUAACUCCGGGGUGAACGAGGUCACGCCCAUCUCUGACCGGCUGGUCAAGGCAAAGUCGGAGAUGGCACUCGCAUCAGUGGACAGUACUCCCAUCCAAAACUCCCUCAACAAAAUGAAGUCUCGGUCACUGGAACCGCUGACUAACCUAGCCAUGUGGAGUGGGGAGCCAGUUGUGAUUGAGCUGAAAAAGGGAGACAAGGGGCUAGGAUUUAGUAUCCUGGAUUACCAGGACCCCGGAAACCCUACAGAGACUGUGAUAGUAAUUAGAAGCCUUGUCCCUGGGGGCGUAGCGCAACAAGAUGGCCGACUUGUGCCAGGCGAUCGACUCAUUUUUGUCAAUGAAGACAAUCUAGAAAACGCUAAUCUGGACGAGGCUGUUCAAGCUUUGAAAGGUGCUCCCAAAGGAAUAGUACGAAUCGGUGUUGCCAAACCCUUGCCAUUAGGAAAUAAUGCAUUCCAGACUACAAAUAAUGGCCAGAAUGCUACCUUCCCUUUGAAUCACCAUAGCUACAUGGAGGGUGGGUAUCACUUCUCAAGCCUUCCACAGCCUCCUCAGCAUAUAGCACACUCCGCCGAAAACUUACAACGACUUCCCGAGCAAGACAGCUACCCCUUCCCUGUUUCCAUGCAAGAACAUGCCGACUCAUUCUCCAGUGGUGAGAAAACGGACGGCCACAAAUCAAAUCGUGAUAGUUUCUAUGAGAGUGAUGAAGACACUGGGAUUGUUUCACCUAAUAAUCCCGCCUCUGUUAAACCAAUGACCACGCCUCGGACUCAUAUACACAAAAACAUGGCGUCAGGGUCAUACGAGAAUGACAGUGUUGUGUUAAGUCUUCAGCAACAGCAACAAGCAGAACUUGCUGUGGACCAGACACCUCCCACCCCUCAACCACGAACUCUCCUACCCGACUACGAAAACUUAAUAAAAACAACACAGCCAAAAGUAACGCUUGAACCUUCUAAGUUCACAUCAGAAAGUCCACAUUCAGUGUCUCCUGUGGAGUAUGAAAAUGCUCUCCCAACUUACGAGGAAGCCACGGCAGGUGACCUCGACGAUAUGUUUUCAUCGGUCCCUCCAAUUCCAGAUGGACCUCCCCCUCCUGUACCACUUCGAUCGGAAUCUCAAACACAGCAGUAUCCGGUGGAAGAGGUGAUUCAAAAGGAGGAGGAGAGAACGGUUAGGGCAAGUCCCUCAUCUGAUGAGCCUGUGAUAAGUGCAGUUGUGUCCCCGUCUGACAAAAAGGUGUCCUCGCCCAAGCGGACACCUCCCCCGAUCCCUCCUAAACCGGCACCUCCCAAGGCUCUGCUGAUACAAGUCAAGCCUAAGGAAACACCUCCCCCUCUUCCAGCCUCCUCUCCCCCACAGUUAGACCAAGCUGGUGCUGCAGGCUUAAAGAUCAGCCCUCGAAUUCCUCGGCACCGUCAGACGGACAGUCUAGAUAGUUCUUUUUCAUCGUCAUCAGAACAGGCCCCAGCUGCAAGUGACCUUAACAAGUCUUCGCCCUGUUCGUCCCCCCGGACGAUGUCCCCAGGUCGUUCACCUAUGUCCUCCCCAAACCUACGACGCACCCUCUCCGGAGGCUCCGACUCACUACCCCCAUCUUUAGAGAAAAAGUUGAAGCUAAAGAAAGGGAAGGAUGAACUAGGUAUGACAGUGGAGGCUGUAGACAAGGGAAUUAAUGGCUGUUUGGUCAAGACUGUGUUACACUCGGGUGCGAUCGGCAAGGACGGGCGUAUUCAAUCUGGCGAUUACAUUGUUGCCAUCAACAAUGAGAGUUUGAGGAAAAUCACCAAUGCCCAGGCACGGGCUGUAAUCCGCAGGGCCACUCUGCUUGGCCUUAACAUAGAGUAAGUGUACUGUAUUCUA